Molecule: messenger RNA, 501 nt
Organism: Macadamia integrifolia
Lineage: Eukaryota; Viridiplantae; Streptophyta; Magnoliopsida; Proteales; Proteaceae
Exons: 2
Coding region: 1-501 (166 amino acids)
Source: RefSeq, a predicted model, not a curated record
AUGAAUGUUGCUGGAAUUAUGAAGCAUAGAUGGUGGAUUGCUUCUCAUAGGAAGAGCAUAUGGGUGGACUGGAUUUACAAAAGGGACAAGGUGGAAGGUGUUAUUAUGCAUAUGGUAGGCAAUGGAAGAGCCACUGGGGUAUGGCUAGAUUCUUGGCAUCCUAAGGGUAUCCUUAUUAAGAAAUUUGGGGAAAGAAUAAGAUAUGAUUCUGGUUUGUCUCAUCUUGCUACAGUUGAUGAAAUCUUAAGGAAUGGGGAAUGGUUGCCUACUCCAGCUACAACUCUUGAUCUUAUUGAAGCUUGGGGAUGUCUUCAAACUAUCCCUAGACUUCACUAUGGUGACGAGGACUUGGUGGUUUGGAAAGGAGAUCCUACAGGUGUGUUUACAACUAAAUCAGCAUGGGAGAUAGUAAGGAGGAAGGAGAGAAAGUUGGACUGGAAGAAAUCAGUAUGUUUGAAGGCAACAUACCUCGACAUUCAUUCACAACCUGGUGAUGUUUAG